AUGUGUUCAACCAAAGUGUUCUCGCCGGCGGCGACGCUAACAACAGUGAUCGUUGUCGCGAUCUUCGGCUCGCUGGCCACCGCGGCCCACUGGGAUCACGCGGUCGAUCUGGACGAAAACUAUCGGCUGCUGUGGAGCAUCACCGGGCAGGACAUCACGUUCGAGGUGCAGGCCCGCACCCAGGGCUACGUCGGGCUCGGCUUCUCCACCGAUGGCACCAUCUACGGCGCCGACAUCGUCAUCGGGUGGGUCGAUAAUGGCCAGGUUCACUUCCAGGACCGGCACUUCAAAAUGAACAGCAACGGCGAACCGCACGUGGACCCGUCGCAGGACUACAUUCUGCUGCUCGGGUACGAGAACGCAACCCACACGGUGCUGCGCUUCCGCCGGAAGCUCGAUACGUGCGAUACGGCGCAGGAUGUGCCGAUUACGAACGAUACGAUACGUAUCAUCUACAUGUAUCACGCCCGGGAUCCGAAGAACGGGGCGCAGGGUAUCGGUACGCUACCGGAUCCGGCGGACGCGUUCAAGGACUCGGUGCCGAUCUUCCUGACGCAGCGCGUCAACCAGGUCCCGAUCGAGCUGGACUCGCGCACCCGAACGCUCGAGCUGCGCAACAAGGACGUACCGAUACCGCAGACCGACGACAAUCUGCGCUGGUGCACGAUGUUCAAGCUGGAUCAGUUCGUCCGCAAACAGCACAUGAUUCGGUACGAGCCCCUGAUCGAGUCGCGAUCGAACAUCCCGCACCUGAAGCACAUGGUGCUGUACGAAUGCCAGGGAUCGUCCCCGGAGCUAGAGAUCAUGUCGCGCGAGUUUGGUCGAUCGUGUGUUCAGGCCGAAAAGGAGCUGCUGGCCUGUAACUCGAUCGUGGCCGCGUGGUCCCGCGGUUCAGAGGGCUUUACGUUUCCGCUGGAGGCCGGCUACCCACUCGACUCGUACCAGGCCCGGUUCUACAUGAUGGAAACACACUACACCGGCUUCCAGAGCAACUCGGUCGAUCUGACGCCACGGGUCGACAACUCGGGCCUCCGGCUGUACUACACGACCACGCUGCGCAAGCACGAUGCGGGCGUCCUCUCGGUGGGGAUCCAACCGAACUGGCGCCACAUCAUCCCGCCCGGUCAGGAUCGGGUCCUGUCCGAGGGCCACUGUAUCGAGGAGUGUACGCAGCGCGCGUUCCCGCGACCCGGCAUCAACAUCUUCGCCGUGAUGAUGCAAACGAACCACAUGGGCAAACAGAUCCGCCUGCGGCAGGUCCGGCAGCGUGAGGAGCUGACGCCCGUGGCGCACGACACGAACGUGGACGCGAACUACCAGGAGUUCCGCCGGCUUCACAGCCCCGUGAAGGCACUGCCGGGCGAUCGACUGAUCGCCGAGUGUACGUACGACAGCACUGGCCGCAAAACGAUCGCCCUCGGGGGGUACACGUCACGCGACGAGACCUGCCUGGUGCUGAGCCUGUACUAUCCGCGCCAGAAGGAGCUCACCUCGUGCCACUCGAUCCCUAGUCUGCCGACGGUGCUGCACGCCGUCGGUAUCAACGAGCUGGCGGCCGGUGCCAAUCCGAUCCGGAUCGCAUCGCCACCGGAGAUUGCCGGGAUGACGCUCGAGGAGCGCCUGCUCACGUACGACUGGCGGGUCAACUUCAACGCCUUCCAGUACGUCAUCCGGAAGGGGGCCUUCAAGCCGCUCUGCUGGAGCGCCCGCAACACUCCCAUCCCGGGUACGGACAGUAUCGAUGCGUACGCGCCGAACCUGACGAAAAUCUGGCGUCCGAUGCCGACGUGUAGCUUCAACGGGGCGGGCCACCAUCACCAGGGCGGGUCGGCCGGUACGGGGUACGGCAACUACGGUAACAGCGUCAAUCGGUUUGUCACCGAGCGCGACAUCAGCCUCGACUGGCCACCGCUCGAGGACGAGCGGACGAACGUGAUCGAAGGGGCGGCCGCCCGCAGCAAAUCGAUCCGGAGCUCGGCCAGCGCCACGACGCCCACCACCAGCCUCGCCGCCGGACUGGCGGCCGUCUCGCGGAUGAUCCUGUUCGUCAUCUUCAUCAACACGGUCAGGUUAACGCUGUGAGGCGACGACGGCUGGUGGUGGUGAAGCCUUCCCGCGAAGGCGAAGUUGUGAUAAGCGCAU
Molecule: messenger RNA, 2142 nt
Organism: Anopheles bellator
Lineage: Eukaryota; Metazoa; Arthropoda; Insecta; Diptera; Culicidae
Product: MOXD1 homolog 2-like
Exons: 6
Coding region: 1-2082 (693 amino acids)
Biological process (GO): dopamine catabolic process; norepinephrine biosynthetic process; octopamine biosynthetic process
Cellular component (GO): secretory granule membrane
Molecular function (GO): dopamine beta-monooxygenase activity; copper ion binding
Source: RefSeq, a predicted model, not a curated record